AAAUGGCGGCGGCAGCGGCGGGAGCGGGCGCGGCACUCCGCGGCGGAGCGGCUCCUGGGAACCCCGGCACCGGGGCUGUGCAACAGGGACUCAAAGAGGCGCUCUUCGAGGCGCUCAGCUCCAUCCUGUCCCCCGUGCAGGAAGUACGGGCCGCUGGCGAGGAACAGAUUAAAGUCCUGGAGGUGACAGAGGAGUUCGGUGUUCACUUGGCUGAGUUGACAGUGGAUCCACAAGGUGUUCUAGCUAUUCGACAGCUGGCAUCUGUAAUUCUCAAGCAAUACGUGGAGAAUCACUGGUGUAGUCAAUCUGAGAAAUUCCACCCACCAGAGACGACUGAGAGGGCAAAGGUGGCCAUCAGAGAGCUUUUACCAAAUGGUCUGCGAGAGUCGAUCAGUAAAGUGCGUUCGAGUGUAGCUUAUGCUAUAUCGGCAAUCGCUUACUGGGAUUGGCCUGAGGCAUGGCCAGAGCUCUUCCGAUUAUUGAUGGAGAUGCUGAUUAGUGGCGAUGUGAAUGCAGUGCAUGGGGCUAUGCGGGUGCUCACAGAAUUCACCCGAGAAGUGACAGAUACACAGAUGCCACUUGUGGCUCCUGUAAUUUUGCCAGAAAUGUAUAAAAUUUUUACAAUGGCUGAGGUUUAUAGUAUUCGAACUAGAGCACGUGCAGUUGAGAUCUUCACCACAUGCGCCAACCUUAUCUGUGCGAUUGAAGAGGUUGAGAAGGGUGCGGCCAAGGCAUUGAUCUUUCCUGUGGUACAGCAGUUCACAGAGGCAUUUGUACAAGCCUUGCAAAUGCCUGAUGGCCCAAGCUCAGAUAGUGGGCUAAAGAUGGAAGUUCUGAAGGCAGUGACAGCACUGGUGAAGAAUUUUCCAAAGCACAUGGUUUCGUCAAUGCAGCAGAUUUUGCCAAUUGUGUGGAGUACGCUAACUGAGAGUGCAACUGUUUAUGUGAGGACAGAAGUGAACUACAUGGAAGAGGUGGAUGAUCCAGUGGAUUCUGAUGGUGAGGUGUUGGGGUUUGAGAACUUGGUGUUCAAUAUUUUUGAAUUUGUGCACACGUUACUGGAGAACAGGAAGUUUAAGAGCACAGUAAAGAAGGCCCUACCUGAGCUGAUCUACUACAUCAUCCUGUACAUGCAGAUCACUGAGGAGCAGAUUAAGAUUUGGACGGGAAAUCCUCAUCAGUUUGUAGAGGACGAGGAUGAUGACACCUUCUCGUAUUCUGUGCGGAUCUCUGCCCAGGAUCUCCUGCUGGCUGUUGCAAGUGAUUUCCAGAGUGAGAGUGCCAUUGCCUUAGCAGCAGCUGCAACCAAACACCUGCAGGAAGCAGAACAGGCCAAGAGUGAUGGAAAUGUGCAUUGGUGGAAGAUUCAUGAGGCUUGUAUGUUGGCUCUCGGCUCUGUGAAGAAUAUAAUCACUGAGAGUGUGAAGAAUGGACGGAUACAAUUUGACAUGCAUGGAUUCCUCACCAAUGUGGUCCUUGUUGAUCUCAACCUAUCGGUCUCUCCAUUCCUAUUAGGCCGUGCCCUCUGGGCUGCCAGCCGCUUUGCCACUGUAAUGACUCCUGAAUUGAUUCAGCAGUUUCUACAAGCAACUGUCAGUGGUUUGCAUGAAACACAGCCACCAUCAGUGCGAAUCUCUGCUGUGCGAGCCAUCUGGGGAUACUGUGACCAGUUGAAACUCUCUGAGUGUACACAUGUUUUACAGCCGUUCCUUCCCAGCAUCCUGGAUGGUUUGAUGCAUCUUGCCACACAGUUCAGUUCUGAGGUGCUGACCCUGGUCAUGGAGACAUUAUGUGUUGUUUGCACUGUGGAUCCUACCUUCACUAUUAGUGUCGAAAAUAAAGUCUGCCCCCUUACCAUUGCAAUCUUCCUCAAAUAUAGCAACGAUCCAGUUGUGGCAUCGUUGGCACAGGACAUCUUCAAGGAGCUUGCUCAAAUUGAGGCCUGUCAGGGCCCCAUGCAGAUGAGGUUAAUUCCAACUCUUAUUAGCAUAAUGCAUGCGCCACCUGAUAAAAUCCCCUCUGGUCUGUGUGCGACUGCCAUUGACAUACUGACAACAGUAGUGAGAAACACCAAGCUGCCACUGUCAGAGGUGCUGAUCUGUCAGGCAUUUCCUGUUGUUGCUCAGUGUACGCUGCACACGGAUGACAAUGCAACAAUGCAGAAUGGUGGUGAGUGUCUGCGAGCUUAUGUUGCUGUAGCAUUGGAGCAAAUAGCACAAUGGCAUGAUGACCAAGGUCACAAUGGGCUCUGGUACGUCAUGCAAGUGGUGAGCCAGCUUCUUGACCCCCGAACCUCUGAAUACACAGCAGCAUUUGUCGGGCGAUUGGUUUCUACACUCAUCUCAAAGGCUGGCUCACAGUUAGGAGACAACCUUGAUCAGAUUCUGCGAGCAAUCCUCAGCAAAAUGCAGCAAGCAGAAACGCUCAGUGUAAUGCAGUCUCUGAUAAUGGUGUUUGCACACCUCGUUCACAAUCAACUGGAGCCUCUGCUUGAGUUUCUGUGCAGUCUGCCUGGACCCACCGGGAAACCUGCUCUAGAAUUUGUUAUGUCUGAGUGGACGAGUCGGCAGCCUCUCUUCUAUGGGCAAUAUGAGGGAAAAGUCAGCACCGUAGCAAUGUGUAAACUCUUACAACAUGGCAUAAACACAGACGACAAGAGGCUACGGGAUAUCAUGGUGAAAGGAGAAGAAAUAUUCAAUGCCGAUGAGGGAAUACGCACUCGCUCCAAGGCUGCGAAAAAUCCAGAACGUUGGACCAACAUUCCCCUUCUUGUAAAACUCUUCAAGCUGGUGAUUGGUGAGCUAUCCAGUGUCAUGGAGGCAAACAUCUCGCGGCAAUCUACAGCAGAUUGGCAUCAAGAUGAAGUCAAUGACAUGUGGGAGGACCAGGAUGAUGAUGAUGAAGAGGAUGAUGAGGGUUUAGCAGGACAGCUGUUAUCAGAUCUACUCAGUCCAGGAGCAGGUGUUCGAUACGAUGAUGAUUAUUACGACGAGGAUGUUGAAGAUGAUCCAGACACUCUGAAAGAUCCAUUAUAUCAAGUUGAUUUACAGGCAUAUCUAACAGAUUACCUCCGUCAGUUUGCCCAGCAGCCCUGCUACACACCAUUUUCUAAUCACCUCAAUGAGAAAGAGAAGAGAGUUUUACGCUCGAUAGGUAUUUAAAAUCACCUGGAAGAGACCUGGAUUCCUCCACAUUUACUAAGUCAUUAAUUGACACUUGAGGUCAGUUAUUGUUAAUACUGUUCCCUCUGUGCCAGCUGCUCAUUUUAGAGGGAAAGAUUUCAUUGUCACCCCUUUUCAUCAUGACUCCAACAGAAUUGCUGCGGAGGCCUGACCUGAGGAUUCACGGUUUCAUUAUAGAAAGUAAACAUCUUGAAGCUUCUGCAGCUGGUGCUGUUAGGGCCUGGAGGAAGCCUGGAGUGAAGCAUAUUCCCUCAUGAGGCAGUAUUGACAUUUUGGAAUAUGCAAAGGAGCAGCUUUGGUUAAACUCUAUUUUUGCUACAGAACACAAACAUUAAGUUACAUGAUGCACUUAAAUGAAUGAAGAUGGAAGAUUUGUGAAACAUUUUGUUUUGCAUUUGUUCUGGUAAUUUGGUCUGAACAGUUCCUACUGAAAGUCGCUCCCUCACUAGAAGAAUAAAUAUUAACAGAGCCAGAUUCUGAGGAGGUGACAAUCUGGUUAAGCUCUUUAGGAUAAGCUUUGCUAUGUCUGGGACAUUUAUCUCCAACUGGGACACUGUUUCCAUUCAAGAAAGAGAAACAAAAUAAACUACAGUGAAGCGA
Hemiscyllium ocellatum (epaulette shark) is the source of this 3782-nucleotide messenger RNA. RefSeq names its product importin 9 (gene ipo9). The record is from RefSeq and is a predicted model, not a curated record. NCBI's taxonomy places the organism in Eukaryota, Metazoa, Chordata, Chondrichthyes, Orectolobiformes, Hemiscylliidae. Gene Ontology annotation, cellular component: nuclear envelope; cytosol. Gene Ontology annotation, biological process: protein import into nucleus. Gene Ontology annotation, molecular function: small GTPase binding. Bases 3 to 3161 code for a protein of 1052 amino acids. The transcript has 24 exons.